AUGAGCCAAGAAGGGAUCAAGGUGCUUGGCAGCCCCAUCGGCACACCGGAGUACUGCACCUCGGAGGUUCGACAGUCGCUCGCCAAAGCAUCAGCGCCCGUCCCUCUGAUCGCACAGCUACACCCACAACACGCCUUGCUACUGCUUUCUCGUAGCAUCUCACGCAGGAUCUCGUACCUGCUCCGCACCACACCGAGUAGCGCGUUGGACCGAGAGGAGUGGCGGGCAUGGAGUGAGUCACUGGUGGGGGCGGCGCUCAGCUCAGCCAAGUUACGAGUCCCGGCCAGUGAACUGGAGCAGAGCCUCCUUUGGCGGCAAGCAACUCUGCCCGUGCGCCUGGGGGGGCUGAGCAUCAUCGACCCCAUCUCCGAGGCACCGGCAGCUUAUAUUGCCUCCCUGACAGCGGCGCAUCACCUGCUCCAGCAGAUGAAUCUGCGAGAGGAGGAGCUUCUGGGGCGGGCGACGACACUGCUGUCCAGGGAGUGGACCCCUCCGCCGCCAGCCUCUAAUGCUCUGGCCACACUGGAGGAGAGGCUGCCAGCGGAGGCGCAGCAGGCACUACAGACCUACAGGGAGGGCCCACGCGGGCAGGGUAACCUGCAGCUUCUCCUGUCCAAGCACAUUAAUGUGGUGCGGGCUAGGGAGCUGCUUGCCGACACGUUGGUGGAUAGGCCGGGGGAGGACCAGGGGCACGGGGUCCGGUUGGUCAGUCUGAGGGGGGUGGGAGCCGGGGAUUGGCUACACGCGGUGCCAACGAGAUCUGACCUUACAUUUGCCCCUGGUCAGUUCUCGUUGGCCCUCGGGUUCCGCCUUGAGAUGGCCCUACCAGUCACAGUCAAGUGCCCCUGCAAGCGGGACAACUCCGAGAUUAAGGACACUAGCUUGGCCAAUCACCUGCUGCGGUGUGGGGAGGGAGGGGACGUGGUGAGGACGCACAACGCGCUGGUCUUCACGGCGCUGAGGCUGGCAAGGGAGGCGGGCUUCAACACGUUCCAUGAGACGACGGCGUUCUCCUCCCCGGUCCACCGGAAGAGGGCGGACCUCGCAUUCCAAGACAGAGAAUCGGCCAAGACUUGGGUCACGGACGUAACGGUGACAGACCCGGUGCUGCAGAGGCGGGAUCCGAGGGUGCGGAAGCCGCCUGGGUGGGCCGCUAGGGAAGCUUCUGAGAAGAAGCACCGGUUGUAUGAAGGCCGGCCCGAUUACGUGGGGUGUUUCGGCCUGGCGGCUGAGACGUAUGGGGCGCUGGCGACUGAUACAGUGCAGUUCCUACGGCUGCUAGCUGUAGCUACGGCGAGGAAGAAGUUCAGGCAGGGGCCGCUGACCACCACGGCCUCACGCCUCAACGCCCACUACCGCCAGCGCUGGUCGGUCAUGCUGCAGCGCUCCCAGGCGAUCUCCUUCCUCUACAAGAGCAAUAUGGCAGCAGAGGCGGCCUUCCCCCAGGCACCUGUGGACCCCUGGGAGCCGAGCCUAGGGGACCUCUGGCAGGUGCUGGACGAUGACCUAGCCGGAGUGUAG
Molecule: messenger RNA, 1521 nt
Organism: Closterium sp. Yama58-4
Lineage: Eukaryota; Viridiplantae; Streptophyta; Zygnematophyceae; Desmidiales; Closteriaceae
Source: the annotation of a GenBank genome assembly